Penicillium robsamsonii is the source of this 1413-nucleotide messenger RNA. RefSeq names its product FAD linked oxidase N-terminal. The record is from RefSeq and is a predicted model, not a curated record. The transcript has 6 exons. The coding region runs from base 1 to 1413 and encodes 470 amino acids. Gene Ontology annotation, molecular function: FAD binding. NCBI's taxonomy places the organism in Eukaryota, Fungi, Ascomycota, Eurotiomycetes, Eurotiales, Aspergillaceae.
AUGCUGCGAACCACUGUUUGGUUGAUAUCAUUUCUUGCUAUGGCAAACGCAGGUGAAACCAUCCACUUGAUCACAAAAGCCCCUGCAAACUGUCAACUAGCAUGUGCCCAACUCUCCACAUUCUUCGGAUCCGCAGUCCACUACCCUGACAGUGAUGAUUUCACCAUAUGGGAUGCGAAGCAGCAGGAGGUUCGCCCAUCCUGUCGCAUCGAGCCCAGCAGUGCCUCUGAUGUGGCUAAAGCAUUGAGUGUUCUCGUUGACCACUGGUGCUAUUUUUCGGUGAAGGGUGGUGGUCACUCCAGGACUGCGGGAGACUCUAAUUCCAUUGGCGGAGUUACUGUGGACCUAGACCUCUUGAGCCAAGUUGAUGUCUUAGACAAUGGGAACAAGGCACGUGUUGGUGGUGGCGCAACUAGCGUUCAAGUGUACCAUGCCCUGGAAUCUCGGAACCUGUCUUUUGUCGGUGGGAGAGUAGGCAGCGUGGGUAUGGGUGGAUUUACACUCGGUGGAGGAACAUCCCCAUUCUCAAACAAGUACGGAUGGGCUUUAGAUAAUGUUUUCGAAUAUGAGGUUGUCCUCGCCAAUGCCUUCACAAUCCGCACAUUUGCCCAAGGCCCUGUCUUCACCGGGCAGACGUCCUACUCCGCGAAUUAUACUGAGCAAGUUCUUGACAAGGUCUACGACUUAUUUACAGAUAAAGAUCUCACCAGUGACGUGGAAAUGGGUUAUGAUCUAUACUAUAGCUACCGCUCGGCGAGUGAUGACUUUACUUUGAUGGGCACCCAGCGCUACGGGAAGGCAAUUCAGAAUCCCCCGGUCUUCCGCGAAAUUGACCAAAUCCCCACAUUGAGCAGGGCUACAACCAUAGGAUUCAUGAGCAGUGUGUCGAAUGGUUCUAUCCCAAUGGGUACAACUCGAAACUUAUUUGCUACCCUGACCGUGUCUCCAUCUCGCUCCUUACUCUCCCGGGCUCUCCAGAUCUUCCAGCAGGAGGUUGAGUCUAUCAAGUCUGUGCCCGGCUUAAAUACCAACUUGAUCUGUUAUCCGAUACAAAGGAAUGUCAUCGCAGCCAUGAAGAACAGAGGCGGCAAUGCUUUAGGUAUUGAUCUCGAGCGUGAUGAGCCUCUUUUUAUUAUUUUGGUCUCCACAGCCUGGUCGAAUGCAAGUGAUGAUGUGACCGUUAACAGGAUGACCGCAAAUGCCGUUGACAGGAUUACGUUGACAGCCGAUAAGCUGGGCGUUGCAAAUCGGUAUACGUAUAUGAACUACGCAUCAGCCGAGCAGGCCAGCCAGGUGUUUUCUGGUUAUGGUGAAUAUAAUUUGCAAAGACUCAAGGAUAUCCAGAAGGCGGUAGAUCCUCGUGGAAUCUUCACCUCCAAGGGCCUAUGGAGGGGAUUUGUGAAACUGCUUUAG